Arabidopsis lyrata subsp. lyrata is the source of this 3414-nucleotide messenger RNA. Its product is annotated as probable anion transporter 3, chloroplastic. Gene Ontology annotation, biological process: transmembrane transport. Gene Ontology annotation, cellular component: plastid. NCBI's taxonomy places the organism in Eukaryota, Viridiplantae, Streptophyta, Magnoliopsida, Brassicales, Brassicaceae. The transcript has 8 exons. The record is from RefSeq and is a predicted model, not a curated record. Gene Ontology annotation, molecular function: phosphate transmembrane transporter activity. Bases 1668 to 3221 code for a protein of 517 amino acids.
ACUCAUGUAAAAUUAUGAACUUUUUCUAUGUUGUCCAUGUACAAUCACAUAUAAACUUAUUUAACUUCAUUAUAUAAAUUUGGACACAUGAAAAAUCAUGAGUAGAAUUUAGUUAUUCAGUGUGGAGGUAAAUUCACACACGUGAAUAGUAUUAUCUUAGCCCAAAAAAAAUGAAUAUCCAAAUAACUUCAGGAUUUAAAUUUAAGGGAAAAUUAAUUGAGAAAAUGAAGAAGGGCGUGGAAUAGCACCGACGGCGCACGGGGGAGAGUGAUGAAGAUUGAAGAGAGUCACGUCGGUGAGUCACGAGUUUAGACUUAACCAAACUCGUGUAAACCACACGUGUCUCGAUUUUGGGCUUAGCUUCGGCCCAUUUUAUUGAGUAAAUGACUAAUGUCUUCGUGGAUAUAUUAGGCUAAAGUUUCAAAAGAAAAUGUUAUUUCGUUCUGUCUCUUUCAAUUGUUCCCUCGUAGGUUGUUGUUAUAUUUAAAAUAGGACCUCUCUUCUUUUUUAGAUGUCGUAGAAGUUGUUUUUAUAUUUGUGAAAGAUCAUGUUUCACUUUUCUUUUUAGAUGUCGUAGGAGUUUUAAUGGAGUUUGGAAUCUUUUAUUUAUUUAGGAAAGGAAUUCGAAACAUGUGAGGGUAAUGUGACCCCUGCCAUGUUAUGAACCACUCAUAGGUGCAUUCCCACUUUCAAUUUUUUGAGUCUAACUUUAGUAUUUUAAAAUACGUAUAUCACCAAAUUAUGUAAUAGAUUUUGAGAAACACGAGCAAGUUUCUCUUAAAUGCCUAAUAGUUAGCCGUUUAGGCAUCUCAUGAUCUCACUGCAAACUAUUAGGAUCGUAGUAGUCAUACACUUAAAUGAUAGAAAAGUUGUAUCUAGUUUUUUCUCAUAUAAUAUUUUUGAAAUCUUUUUAUAUUCUAUGAUCUAUGCACACUAAAAUGACAUCAUGUAUGACUGUGUAAAUACGACAAGAAGUCUAUGUAACAAAUACCAAAUAUGUUUUAAUAGCGACACAGUCUGUGUGUGAUUAGUUACAUUAAAAUACAAUAACACAUUUCUAGCUAGUGCAAUGUAGUUAUCCCAUACUUUUGAUUUUGAAUUGACAAAGCGACUUAAAAACGAUUGGAGUGAUUGUAAAAGAAAUUACUAAAAUGGAAAGCACACUCCUGAUCGCAUCCAUAAACUGCAUUGUACGACAUUACCAUUCAUCGAUGGCGUUGCCGUUGUUAUUAGGAUCACCACACUACUGAUUUACUACUACUACUUUUUCCUUUUUGGGCUUUGAAUGAAUUACUCUUUCAAAUAAGUGGGCUUGUUCUUUCUUUCCAUUUUAGAUGUACCAAAAAUAAACCUAGCAAUUGCUAACCGAGACUCCGGUCAACAAACCCGGUUGACCCGUUGUAGGUGGGGCUGACGUGGUGGAGUCACUUUGUCAUAUCAACACAUCACGUGUCUCCACGUAGGAUACAGCAGAAACUAUUUUCUUCAUUGAUUGACUAAAAUACCCUUCACCACCAAACACCACCAGCACAAGACUUUCAUACGUUUCUUUCAUGGCGGAUUCGCUCUCUCGCUGAAACUCUCUCUCUCUCUCGUUACUCCAACCAUUCCUAAAACAUUCACAUCAUUAUUGGCAUGAAAAGCUGAUCUUUCCUAUAUAAUCGUUAAUGGCGGCAACAGCAACAGGAUCUCUAAAACUUCUGCAACAUUCGUCAUGUUCAUUGAGUUUCCAUCGGAAUCCAAUCGCAACCAAGAAAGCCCUUCUGCGUUUCGGGUUUGGUCCCCGGAAAAAUCAGAUUCGAUGUGAUAAUUUACUUUCUUCAUCGGAAAGCGAUGGGAAGAGAAGAGGUGAGGCGGUGGUGGCGGCGGCGAAGAAGAGAAAUCAGUCGCCGGAAAGAUGUGCGGCGGAGGGAAGACUGAUCGGAGGAGGAGCGUCGGAGGCGAUUACGGAGGUGAGGACGAUGAUGCCUGAGAGGAUUAAGGUAGUGAUAUUGACCGCGUGCAUGAUGUGUCUGUGUAAUGCCGACAGAGUUGUUAUGUCCGUCGCGGUGGUUCCACUCGCCGACAAGCUUGGCUGGUCGAGUUCUUUCUUAGGGGUAGUUCAGUCCUCCUUCCUAUGGGGUUACAUUUUUUCAUCGGUUAUCGGAGGGGCAUUGGUGGAUCGGUAUGGAGGGAAAAGAGUAUUGGCUUGGGGAGUGGCAUUGUGGUCCUUAGCCACUCUACUCACUCCUUGGGCAGCUGCCCACUCGACCUUAGCCUUAUUGUGUGUCCGCGCCUUUUUUGGCCUCGCUGAAGGUGUUGCAUUGCCCUCCAUGACGACCCUUCUCUCUCGGUGGUUCCCAACGGAUGAACGAGCGAGUGCUGUUGGUAUAUCUAUGGCCGGGUUUCAUAUGGGAAAUGUCGUGGGACUUCUGUUGACGCCACUCUUGUUAUCUUCCAUAGGAAUCUCUGGUCCAUUCAUUCUUUUUGCAUCCUUAGGUCUAUUGUGGGUAUCUACUUGGUCAAGCGGCGUUACAAACAACCCUCAGGACAGUCCUUUCAUCACUAGGUCAGAACUCAGGCUUAUCCAGGCUGGAAAACCGGUUCAACCAUCAACCAAUUCGACGAAACCAAACCCAUCUUUACGACUUCUUUUGUCGAAAUUGCCUACUUGGGCGAUCAUUUUAGCUAAUGUGACUAACAACUGGGGAUACUUUGUUCUUCUCUCAUGGAUGCCUGUUUACUUCCAGACGGUGUUUAAUGUAAAUUUGAAGCAAGCAGCUUGGUUUAGCGCUCUUCCAUGGGCGACAAUGGCGAUCUCAGGUUACUAUGCAGGUGCAGCAUCAGACUUCUUGAUCAGAACUGGUCACUCUGUAACCUCAGUCCGAAAAAUCAUGCAGUCUAUCGGAUUUAUGGGUCCUGGGCUAUCUCUGCUCUGCCUCAACUUCGCUAAAUCGCCUUCUUGUGCAGCGGUUUUCAUGACCAUUGCAUUAAGCUUGAGUUCCUUUAGCCAAGCUGGGUUUCUCCUCAAUAUGCAAGACAUCGCACCGCAAUAUGCUGGUUUCCUGCACGGUAUUUCGAAUUGUGCGGGUACGUUGGCUGCAAUCGUAAGUACAAUAGGGACGGGAUAUUUUGUACAGUGGCUAGGCUCUUUUCAGGCGUUCUUGACGGUAACGGCGUUUCUUUACUUUGCAACCACCGUGUUUUGGAUCCUCUUUGCAACCGGAGAACGAGUCUUCUAGAUCCAAAAGACUCUCCUUUUACACAUUUAGAGGUUUCAAUAGGAUACCAGAAAAAAUAUUGCUUAAAAAUUAAUUUUUUUUUUUUUUAUAACUAGAAUAUAUUUCUCUGGCUUUUCUGUGAUUACAUCAAAACUAGAUGCAACUGUAAUGCCACAGAUUUAAGUGUUAGAAUAUAAAAUUAUGCAUAAAAGCA